AUGCAACGCACGCCGCCCCCGAAACGGCGCAAAGUGUCGCCAACAACAUCCGCCCCUGGCGACGCGCCACCCGCAACUCCAAGUCGUAUACCCGUUUCCGCGGCGAAGAAUCUUUCUGAGAGACGGCCGUCUUUCGCUUCCCCGACGAAAGCGAGUAUCGCGAGGCAUAAUCCACAAUUGUUAAAUCGACCGUCGUCUUCUGGACGUGGUGCGCAGAGCGCGGGGAAGAAUCUAGAUCAUGUCUUCGCGAAAGCAUUGGGGGACUUGCAGAAUGCCGUAGAGAUUCAGCCUGAGGUAAUCGGAGGAGGGACACAAUCGGAUGCUACGCCUCAGGGAAGCUAUGUACCAGCUACCCAGAGAGAUACAACGCCUAGAGCGCGCCGGCUGUCUGUUGGUGGAAUACUUUCUGCAAAACCGAGGAGGAUGUCGCGAUCCCCAUCCAAACAGCCCGAACGAUCAGCUCCAGUAGUUCCAGGAUAUGGCGACCUGCAAGAAAAUAGCAACCCAUUUGGUAAGAAAGGAUUAAGGAGGUCACCAGUAUCGUCACAAGUCGAGACAGAGUUACGGGAUAGCGUUCCCAGUGCUGCUGAUCCCUUCAAGAAGAAGGGUUUGAGGAGAUCACCAAUAUCUUCACAACCUGUGGGAUCAUUUGAGGAAGCCAUUGCUGAACCAGAAGUGUCAACGGGCCCUAUUGAACCAACUCUGUCUCGUGCUGCAAAACCCAUUACUUUCAACGAUGGUCAGAAUUCAGAGGAGCAAUCUAUGCACCCAAAAGUCCAUGCCGAAAAACCUAUAGUGCCAGAAAAGACCCGGGAAGCAGAGUACUCAUACCCAGCUCCAAGACGACGCACCUCUCAGGUUACAGAACUUGCUCGCAAAAGCAACUUCAAAAGUUGGAUGGGGCUGGGUGAUAUGAACGACGUCCAGCAACAAAGAGAGGAUGCAGCAGUGUCCCCAGAUGAAUCCCCUCUACAACCGCCAUCCUUAGCAGAUGACGUUGCUCAAUCCAGAACGCCCCAUCAACCAGAACCAGUAGAAACGCGACUGUCUGUAGAGGACGUUAGGGAAUCCAACGGAUCGAGUUGGCUGCUACCCGGAGAUUCAGUAAAGGAGGCCACGCAGUUCAAAACACCAGCACCAGAAGAAUCAGGAAUAUCAGCAGCGAAAUCCGCUCAAUCAAGCCGCCAUCAUGUAUCAGAGCCAAAAGAACCUGAAAUACCUGCAGAGGAAGUCAAUGACUCCAUAAAUCAUUCUCGACCAGAGUCAGAAGAGCCAGAGGUUGAACUACCAGGAAAGGGGAUCACGCAACCCAGCAGAUCUCAUCGGGUAGAGCCAGAAGAAAUAAUAUUAUCAGUAAAGGGAGUCGAUCACUCGAGGAAUCCUCAUCGAGCAGAAACAGAAGAACCAGAACUACCGCCCACCCCCACUCAACGGGGGAUUUUAGACCCCGUUGUCACUACUCCUCCCACGGGUAUACAUGACACUCCUAGCAAGAGGGCAAGAAAGAGCAAGUCGUUGGGACAGAAGUUGAAGUCUUCGCCCCUGAAGCCUCGAGAUCCGCCUCCUCCAGAACCGUCAAAAAGACCAGAGCCGACCCAAGAGAAAAAGAAGCACAAGGAAAAGGAGCCAGCGGCCGAGCUUGAACCUGAAGCCAAACUUCAACCAGAGAAACCCAAACGCCGAAAAUCAGCCAGAUUCUUGGUUCCCGAAGACCCUUAUGCAUCCAAGAAGAAAGCUCGAGAUGACCUCCUUAAAGAGUUACAGCAGUUACAAGCAGAUGUAGCUCUCGCAAAUCAAGAAAAUGAGCGACUACGCCUACACCACGAAUCUGGGAAACGCCGUACAACAUUGGCGCCGAAUCCUGAAGAGCUUAUAGCUCUGUUAAGGAGGUCAACAGAGCAAUUUUCACACCCCACGCCAAAACCAACCAGUAUUUUCAAGUCCAUUGGUUCAUUCUUGCCCUUCUCAUCACGACGUAGGACGCAGCCUGCUGCCUCGUCGGAUUUCGAAAAGUCUCUGCCUUCUCAUCUACCCAUCGAAUUAGAUGAUCCUCUGCCCUAUCUUCAAGCUUUCAGCCCCCUCCACUACACUUCGACUAUCGUGCUUCUACCUUCCGAACAAACAUCCUCGGAAUCAUCAUCAGAAGUCUCAGAGCAACCCAUUCUCCAAAAGCAUUCCAUACAUGCUUCUCAUCCCACCGGACUCUUCGCAUCCCGACUCACAAUGACCGUCAACUCUUCCACACUCUCAAUCACAGACAUCGAUAUCCCGAGUCUUGAUGCUUCAUCCGAGAAAGAACUAGGCGCCUUCGUUAGAGAACGAGCAGCUGGAGAUGGAUCACUUGGAAAGGACAUCAAUGUGAUAUGCUGGGCAAUGGGCCGCUGGGUGGAAUUAGCCAUAAAACGAGCUGCAUUCUGGUGUGCUGUAGAGAUCGACUUCACUGCUCCUGAAGGUAGAGAAAAGGCUCUACAGAGGAGUGCUAGAAGCAAGAAGCGCAAAAGGCAAGGUUCUGCAAUUGCAGGUGGCGAAGAGUCUGAGCAAGAUGAAGAAGAUGAAAUUAAAAAGAAAAAAUGGACACGCAGACAAUUACUACCUCAUAUGGGACGCACCAGCAUGGAGAUUGUGGGCGAGGGGGUAGAAUUGAGGGUCGAAUGGAGGAUUGGGUUUGAUUGGACGGGUGAGGCGGAGAAUUCUAUUUCUGCUGGCGCGAGGGUUCCGAAGGACUGGCAAAAAGCAGACGACAGGAAGGUCUUGAAUACGGUACCGGAAACUUUCGAUAGGAUGGUGAAGGGACGAGGGCCAUUAGGGGCUGUAAGGGCUAUUGUGGGACUUUUGAUGCCUGUUUCAUGA
This is a messenger RNA of Lachnellula hyalina, 2850 nucleotides long. RefSeq lists its product as uncharacterized. The record is from RefSeq and is a predicted model, not a curated record. NCBI's taxonomy places the organism in Eukaryota, Fungi, Ascomycota, Leotiomycetes, Helotiales, Lachnaceae. Bases 1 to 2850 code for a protein of 949 amino acids. The transcript is spliced from 2 exons.